AUGCGCACGCCGGGGCGCCCGCUGCUCCUGGCGCUGCUGCUGCUGCUGCUGCUGGGCGCGGCGGGGGGCCGGGGACGCGCGCAGCCCCGGGGCCCCGCCGACCGCCAGACGCUGCUGCGCUUGCUGCUGGAGCUGGUCCAGGAGCUGAAGCAGUUCCACGCGGGCGACACGAAGAGGCUACAGCUCCUGGCUGAGCCCGACUUCGCCCUGGGCCGCAGGGAGGCCACGGACUACGGGGCCGACCCCGAGGAGCAGAGAGUCGAAAUUGUUCCUCGAGACCUGAGGAUGAAGGACAAGUUUCUGAAACACCUCACAGGUCCUCUUUAUUUCAGUCCGAAGUGCAGCAAGCACUUUCACAGACUUUACCACAACACGCGAGACUGCACCAUCCCCGCAUACUAUAAAAGAUGUGCCAGGCUUCUGACCCGGCUGGCCAUCAGUCCGAUGUGCAUGGAGGGAUAAGCUGAAAAGAACACACCACCAGGAACCCUGAGAAGUGCCUUGGAAACCAACAGAACAGAACCACCUUUACCCAUCCCCUGUGGACAGAGAUUUAUUUUUGCAGAGACUCUUCCAUAAUUCCUUUGUUUCGUAUGUUGAGUUUGCAAACAUACUCAGUAAAUCAGUGUACCUGACAGCGAUACAUGCCACUCUUAUUUUGAAAAAACUAGGAACACUGCACAAGUGAUGUGUAGUGCUACAAAACAAGAAUAUUCUUUUCCAGAUUAGGUGGAAUCACAAGAUUAUUUCUUUAGAAACACAGAAUCUUAAAAACUGUAUUUUCAUAAAACAUAUAGUAUGAUUUGACAUUUUUCUAUUCCUUAUACGAAUGAACUCCCAGAGUAUUGUUUGGAACUGCAUGAAAAAUUUAAGUGAAAAACAAAACCUCAGUUGUUUUGGAGACAGUGGGUAUAACUGUGUGAAUAUGUCCAACCUAAUCCCAUUUGUCCUUUGUAAAAUCAGUGUAAACUAGCAUUCCAGCUACUGUGCAAUAUGUAAAUACUGUGAAUAAACACAGAUGACUCAGUGAA
This is a messenger RNA of Jaculus jaculus (lesser Egyptian jerboa), 1031 nucleotides long. It is a transcript of the gene Alkal2, whose product is annotated as ALK and LTK ligand 2. Bases 1 to 462 code for a protein of 153 amino acids. NCBI's taxonomy places the organism in Eukaryota, Metazoa, Chordata, Mammalia, Rodentia, Dipodidae. Gene Ontology annotation, biological process: positive regulation of ERK1 and ERK2 cascade; positive regulation of ERK5 cascade. The record is from RefSeq and is a predicted model, not a curated record. The transcript has 5 exons. Gene Ontology annotation, molecular function: receptor tyrosine kinase binding; receptor signaling protein tyrosine kinase activator activity.